This is a messenger RNA of Ictalurus furcatus (blue catfish), 4625 nucleotides long. Its product is annotated as guanine nucleotide-binding protein subunit alpha-11-like. NCBI's taxonomy places the organism in Eukaryota, Metazoa, Chordata, Actinopteri, Siluriformes, Ictaluridae. The coding region runs from base 290 to 1396 and encodes 368 amino acids. Gene Ontology annotation, biological process: action potential; adenylate cyclase-modulating G protein-coupled receptor signaling pathway; phospholipase C-activating dopamine receptor signaling pathway. The record is from RefSeq and is a predicted model, not a curated record. Gene Ontology annotation, molecular function: GTPase activity; guanyl nucleotide binding; G-protein beta/gamma-subunit complex binding. The transcript is spliced from 8 exons. Gene Ontology annotation, cellular component: heterotrimeric G-protein complex.
ACUCCCUUUACUCACUCCCUCGAGUCGCAUUCCUCUGAUACGCAUCGGGAGCAGCCGCUCACAUACCUGUCAUAUUCCUCACCAACACUGCACUUCCGUGAGUCAUACUAGUCUUCUGACCGAAAAUAAUGCGGACGCACGAAUAUCUGCGUUUGUGGACUUUUUGAUGAAGACAAAAAGUUUUCGGGACAACUCCAGUUCACCUGAGCAAAAGAUGGCUCGUGUUUCCCACCGAGAGUCACAGACCGUGUAAGCUCCCGGAACAGGUGUGACAACGAAUGAAGGGAAGAUGGGGGGCUGCUGGAGAUGGUGCUACCAAACCUGCACCUGCUGUCUGAGCGAGGACGAACGGAAAUCAGUCGCUAUAGACAAGGAAAUUCAGAGAAUUCUCGCUGAACAGAAGAAAAAAGAGCGCAGAGAAAUAAAAGUGCUCCUACUGGGCACGGGAGAGAGUGGGAAAACUACAUUUAUCAAGCAGAUGAGGAUCAUCCAUGGGAAGGGAUACUCUGAGGAAGACAGACGCACCUUUGCCAAAAUGGUUUUCCAGAACAUCUUCACAGCAGUUAAGACCAUGACAGUGGCUAUGUCAGCUCUCAGGAUUCCCUACACAAACCAACAGAACGAGGCAUAUGCUCGACGGAUUCAAGCUGUAAAUAUCCAUCAGGUGACCCAAUUGGAGCGAAGUUAUGUGGAUGCUAUUCAGUGUUUGUGGGCAGACACGGGACUUAAAGUCUGCUACAGUCGUCGGCGAGAGUACCAACUAUUGGACUCCACUGAAUACUUCAUGAUGAACCUGGAGCGCAUCGCCGCCCAUGACUACAUCCCCACUGCUCAGGAUGUGCUGCGGGUGCGUUUUCCAACCACUGGCAUCAACGACUACUCCUUCGUAGUGGAGAAGAUCACACUCAGGAUUGUGGAUGUUGGGGGGCAGAAAUCAGAGAGGAGGAAAUGGAUCCACUGCUUCGAGAAUGUGACGUCGCUCAUCUUCUUGGCUUCGCUUAGCGAGUACGAUCAGGUCCUGGAGGAGAACAACACAGAUAACCGUAUGGAGGAGAGUCUGACGCUUUUCUACACUACCAUCCACUCACCCUGGUUCGCCAAUUCCUCCAUCAUCCUCUUUCUCAAUAAAAUGGACAUCCUAGCUGAGAAGAUCAAAAUGUCCGACCUGCAGAACUACUUCCCCAGGUUCCAAGGCAAGAAACGGGACCCUGAAGCAGCCAUGGAGUUCAUCCGUGAGAUGUACAAGCAGCAGGCGCAGAGCCCCGAGAAGAAUGAAAACAAGACAAUUUACCCACACUUCACCUGUGCCACUGACACCAACAACAUACGCAUGGUGUUCAAGGAUGUGAAAGACACAGUGCUAAUCAAGUCUCUGCAGGAAUAUGGUGUGCUGUGACCAGGCCAUGUCAUGACUGCUUCUGAAUAUUGUGGAUAAAACAACCUCCCCCUUCACAUUUUUCCAGUGUCAUUUGUCUAAUUGUUUUGGGUGGUAAACAUGUUACAGACGUCUCCAGACGUUGCAAUAAUGGAAUGGGCCAAAGCUUGGCUGAAGAAGUCAUUAUGGUUUCUCAGCCAUGCAACAAUGAGGACAGAUAUUGUGGGGUUUUUCUCUUUCUGUGUGUAUGCAAGACAACAAUUCUGUGGUGAAAAUGAAAAUGUUCUGCACUUCGCAUUCGACUGCUGCAGUGCCUUCUGGACAGACUACAUUUCACUGUACACACAAAGUGACCUACGUGGAUCGAGAGAAAUCCGAUUUUUCUGUCUGAGAACAUUAGAACGAAUGGAACUUUUUUUUAGAAAGUCCAUAUUCACCUUUCUCAAAAGGAUGCUAUAUGUUUGAUCAACUUUAUUUCUGGGGUUACGUGAUUUGUUGGUGUUACGAUUUUAACGGAAUACAUUGUAAACUUUUACAUGGACAGCAGUAAUCUAAUUAUUGACCUUAUUCUGAAGAUAAUAUUGUGAUUAAGGUGUUUACAUGAGUCGUUUUUAGAAUAUUCCUUUCAUGUUCCUGUUUAACAUGUUAUAGAACAUAGAUCGAUUAAUAACGACACACGUCAUUACGUCCCCACGCCACUCCCUCCAGAAUUUCACGUAUCAACAUACAGUUGGUCUUCGUUAUGGUACCGUAUACAGUUUCGGGUGUUUCAUUUUUAAUUUUUACGAAAGCUUCAAGUGCAGUUAAUUAUUUGUCAUGCUAUACGUGGAAAUAGACGACUGCUUGAAGCCGUGGGCUGCGUCCAAAACCACGUACUUGCAUACUAUAUAGUAGCUGAAAUACAUGCAUGUGGCCUACUAUAUAGUCGGUAAGUACGCGGUUUCGGAAGCAGCCGUACUCUCUUGUUAGCCGCUGGUUGAGCACCUGCUGUGUGUGUACGUGUCCUGUCGGAAAAUGCGGUGAAAACUCCCACGCGACGUUAAUAGUGUGAUUAAGGUGUGUACAUGUUGAUAAUGCGACUAAAACAGGAAUACUCCACAUGUCUUAACUUGAUUUGUGUUUACUUCGAGUAUGACUUUAGUCGGAAUAAGGUAAUGAAAAAUAGCUGUUUACAUGGUAGUUUCUUAAUCAGAGUAUCGUCUUAAUCUGGUUAUUAUCGGAUUAUUGUUGUCCAUGUAAACGUACUGAUUGUUUGACUGUUCAGUAUCUUUACAGUCAAGGAAAUAAGGCUGCAGGCUGUAAGGGCUCCAUUUCUUCCUCUGGGACUAGGUUUUAUGUCCUUUUUUCUUUUUUCUUUUCCUUUUUAAAAAAAAUAAUUUUCAUACGUUUAUUUUAGUCUGUAUUUUAUUUGCUCAAUAUACUCUUUUUAACGAGAAUAUAGUUGCUCUCUGUAUAAUUGAUAUUUAUCGUAUGGUUAUAAAUAUAGGUGCUGAUAAUCAUUUGUAACAUGUAGGGUGAGCAGAAUUUGUAUUUUUAAGCAACCGAACAUAAAAUUUCUCAAAGAAAUGAAGGACAAUCUGAUGCGCUCACCUUUUGACCUACAAAUGAUUUGUCCAUUACAUUGGGAAUAAAUGUUUAACUGUUUUUCUAUAUUAUAAAGGAAUUAAAUAGUUAUUUCUAGUAAUAGUAUGUUCAUUGAGUUAAGCUCAUUGAACAUACACUCACCAAGUGAGCCUUUGCCCAUGAUAGCCUCAGAUUGCUGUUCUUGGCUGACAGGAGUCAGCUGAUGAAUGAACCUGAACCUGAUGUGAUCUUCUGCUGUUGUAGCCCAUCCACCUCAAUAUUCAAUGUUUUGUGCAUGCUGAGAUGCUUUUCUGUUCACCACAAUUGUAAAGUGCUUAUUUGAGUUACUAUAUCCAGUUCAAAUCAAUCUGGCCAUUUUCCUCUGACCUCUUUCCUCAACAAGAUGUUUCCACCCACAGAACUGUCACUCACUCAAAUGAUUUUUGUUUUUCACACCAUUCUGUGUAAACUCUAGAGACUGUUGUGUGUGAAAUUCAAAGGAAAUCAGCAGUUUAUAAAAUACUCAAACCAGCACAUCUGGUACCAACCACCAUGCCAUGAUCAGAGUCACGGAGAUCACACUUUUUCUUCAUUCUGAUGUUUGAUGUGUAUAUUACCUGAGGCACUUGACCUGUAUCUGCAUGAUUUUUUACAUUGUGCUCUAGUUUUUCAUUGUGCUCUAGAAAUGCAUUCAUGCGAUCAUCUUCAGCUCAACGUUAUUUUGGUCAUGGUUGUGGUGGAGCUGGAGCUUGUCCCAGGAAAACUGGGCAUGAGUCAGGAAUACAUCCUGGAUGAGACACCAUCACAGGACACUAUGCACACACUAAUUAACACCUAUGGGUAAAUUAGCAAAGACAGUUCACAUACAGGGAUAACAUGUACAGAAAUGCCACACAGAUAGGAACCCAUGGUCUGGAUGGAGCCGGGGACCCUCACGCUGUGAGGAGGCAAUGCUGCCAACUGCACCACCUUUAUUUAUAUAAUUUAUCAAACAAAUUAUAAUUCACUUAACAUGUAAUUAUAUAUCAGCAUGGUAAUUAUCCAUCCUGCACACAAACUAAGCCAUCUGUCUGCAAUGAUCAACAAUAUUUUAUGAUUAAUGGGCUAUUUGUUUUCAUAGUGCAUGAUUUAUGCGGGAAAAGGGAAACUAACUAAAGGCUUCUUAAUUGAUAUGACAGUGAAAAAUACGCAAAAAAUAAGGCAUGUGCUGCUUCACUGUAAUAAAUCUGUAUUAUCUGUUUUAUUAAAUACACAGUGGUGUACAAAUGACCCAUACAAUAUUACCCUAUUCCUAUAGGGGAUUAUAUUUGUCCCUUGAACACCCACUUUCUUUUGUGUCGAAAAUGUUGUAGAUUUCCCCCAAGAGUAGAGGUUUUACUGUGAGUUAGCAGUUGCUGGUUUACCUCUAACUAGUUAGUGGCCAGUUCAUUUAAACUGGAAUUGUUGGCCACUUUGAUUUGAAAUAAUAAAUACCACCUCCCACUCCCCCAAACACUCAGCCUUUUCAAUUCUGCUGUGCAUUAUAGAAGAUGUUUCCAUAUGCAGACCAGUGGCCACAUUUUUCAGUACAUGUAUAGUAACAAGUAUUUAUUGCAUAACACAUCGGCGUUUCAAUAUGUCAGCAUACAGAAAUUUCACUAUUGCAUGACUGCUAGAGUGCGUAUCAGUUAAUAUCACAUGAGAGCAG